This is a messenger RNA of Amborella trichopoda, 3447 nucleotides long. Lineage: Eukaryota; Viridiplantae; Streptophyta; Magnoliopsida; Amborellales; Amborellaceae. The record is from RefSeq and is a predicted model, not a curated record.
CCGUGCGUCGUAAUCGUCUGUCCCCUAACAGUUUCACUCUACAAGCGCACACAACGCUUCUCAAUGUCCCUUUUCUUUCCUUUUGUGGCAAAUAAUCAAACCCUAAUCCUCCAUUUUCUGCGAUUUGUUGUUAUGGAAUGUGUUCUCCUUUCCUAUUCUGGUAAAAGAUUUAACCCUUGUUCACUCGGACCUCUUUUACUGUGAGCAUUACUGUUAGAAUUGGAAGCUCAAGCGAUGGCUCGUCGAAGAUUUACAUUGGCCUGCAUUUAAUACUUACUUUGUGUUCUUUGUUUCCUUUUCUGUAAAAUAUUUAGCCCUAAGCUCUGCAAUGGCUGAGUUUCUGAAAGAUUAGAGCUCUGAUUUCCUGUAAAGUAUUGUUGUUGAAAGAUCGGAUUUGAACUAUUCUGAGCUUGUCUUGGUGAGAUAUGAAUGCUGGUGGAGAGUUUACAGGCCUGCAUUUGUAUCUGAAUAGGUUACCCAAAUCGAAGGUCGCUUUGGAGUCUACAAUGGCUUGUUAAAGACAUUCUUGAGCUGCAUUGUUACUGAAAGGUUAAAGAAGUCAAGAUGAAGUCUUCAUUGAAGAAACUUCGAGGAUUUACCCUGCAAAAGAGUCCAAAGGCAAACAUGAAUGAAUCCGUUGCACAAGUGGAUGACAUGGCCCAGGCUUCAAAGGACAUGCAAGAGAUGAGCAAGUGUUAUGAUGGGCUUCUCUCUGCAGCUGCUGCUGUUGCAAAUAGCGCUUAUGAAUUCUCAGAAUCCUUGCAGGAGAUGGGUGCUUGUUUAUUGCAGCAGACGACACUAAACAUUGAUGCAGAAGGCGGUAAAGUUUUGUUAAUGUUGGGGAAGGUGCAGUAUGAACUGCGCAGACUGGUUGACAAUUAUCGCUCGCAUAUAUUUCAGACGAUAACAACACCUUCAGAAUCUCUUCUCAAUGAACUACGAAAUGUAGAGGAAAUGAAAAGCCAAUGUGAUGAGAAAAGAAAUGUAUACCUAUAUAUAAAAACACAGAAAGAAAAAGGAAAGAAAGGUGUCAGAGGCGAAAGCUUUUCAUCUCAGGAUUUGCAGACUGCCAAAGAAGAAUAUGAAGAAGAAGCCACAUUAUUUGGCUUUCGUUUGAAAUCGCUUAAGCAAGGACAGUCGCGUAGCCUGCUAACUCAGGCAGCUCGUCAUUACACUGCACAGCUGAGCUUCUUUAAGAAGGGACUUUCCUCUCUAGAGGAUGUAGAACCUCAUGUAAGACAGGCUUGUGAGCACCAUCAUAUCGAUUGCCAACUUAGUGAACCCAAUGAUGACCAUGAUCCUGACAAUGGGGAAUUGAGUUUUGAACCUACUCAAGAUGAUGCGGUACCUGAGGUUUCUUCAAGCUCAAGGAAUUCUAUGGAGCUCGACCAACAGGAAGUAUCUGCCUCUUUUGUGAAUCCUGAAGCAGUUCAAGAAACGAUGGAGAAACCACAAUUCCGCUCUGAUCUGCUGCGCCCAACGAGAGAGACAAUGUCCACUAGCCAUUCAGCGCCUAUCCUCCAAAGUGCUGAUAAGAGGUCUGAUCACACUGACAAGGUCAAAAACUUCAACACGUAUGUGCUCCCCAUGCCAACCCAGGUCAUGAAAGCACAACAAAGCUCGAUCCGACAAACAAGCCCCCCUAUCCCACCUUCUUCUGCUACUAUACCAAUGCCACCAUCCAAUAUCGGCUUGACGAAAACCCCGCCAAUUCUUGGAGAGAGAACAAAUCGAGCAACCCCAACCCCAUUGCCUCCAAUACAGCUUGAGCCAACAAGCACUUCCGACCCUAAGCGAAUCAAAAGGCAGGCCUUUUCCGGCCCUUUAAGCAGUAAAUUCCCUGGCUCGAAGCCCUUGAACCCUAUCUUCUCUCUAGAUCAAGACCCAUUACCAAAAUCUGGUAAUAACUCACGCUACUCGGUUUCUUCAUCUUCGCCCCCUAUAAUAAGUGAGCUACAUGAACUUCCGAGGCCCCCAGGUGACUCAUCUAAGCUUUCAAAGCCUCUGAGUCUGGUGCCAUAUUCAGCACCAUUGUUCCCAAAAAGGACACAACAAGAGGGUUCAGGUACUGUCAAGCCUGGUUCUUUGAGAGGGGGUGGAACAGCUGCCCCUUUGCCAAAGCCGCCUCCUGGACUUUUACCUCGUAGCUUCUCUAUACCUUCGAGUGGGCAAAAGGCACAGGUUUCAUUACCACCGGCUAAAUGUGACGAGAUUUCGGAAGGGUUGGCCUCUCCGCCCCUAAGACCAAUCAUGUUUCCAAGCGGGAAGAACCCGAAGUGAUUGCCUCUCUCUCUCUCUCUCUCUCUCUCUCUCUCUCUCUCUGUGUGCGCACAUGUGUGUGUUUCAUACACUCACAUGCUCAAUGCACAUGCUCAUGUGCUUGGUAUAAUUUGGCACCCACACUUUGUGCUUGUGGUGUGAACUUGACGUGUGAUAAUGUGGAAUUAUAGCGCAAUAGGAGUCUUGGUUCUCUGUUUCCUCGAGGUACUGCCCUUCACUCCGUUCGUAAAUUUGUUUCGUAUCUCUCUCGCAUACUUUGUGAGCUACAGGCCUACAAUUGGUUUCUUCUAGGCUUGUAAAGCACAAUCCAUAGGCAUUCACUUUUUUAAUGAUCUACCCAUUGCUAUUGGUGGUCCAUUCAGCCUGUUAAGUCUAUUUUCGGUGUGAGCUUGGGGGAACCUAAUUGAUGUGUUUCAGGAGAAACUAGACUCAUGGACCCGUAUAUGGCAGCCAUAAACUGCAAAAACCGUAAUGAGACCAUGUGCUGAUCUUUCUGGUGGGGAAGCUGGAAGGGGAAAACCAUUUGGUGGGGGGAAUGCGACAAAGUUAUACGUCCCUAAAGAAACUAGGAGGUUGAUGGUGGAGGUGUGCUGUACAGGUGGGCAACUUAUGAUGUACAGGUGGGCAACUUAUGAUGGUGGAGGUGUUGUACACGGGUGACUUAUGGAAGCACCUAGUUGAAGACGAUGCAGGAGUUUUAUUAAAAUUAAUGACGCAAACUCCAUCACGGCCGGUUCCAAGCCUGGAUAGAGGUGAGGAGGGUUGGGUUAGGUAGGCGGUAUAUACGAAAAUUUUACUGGCAGAACUUAUGUUACAUGCUUAUAUUUAGGAUGUUUUCUAUAAGUGACUGGCUUAGCUUAGGGUAUGGCUCUUGAUAGAGCAUUAUGGCGGAAUAAGAUUCAUGUUGCUGGUCUUAAAAAGUAGGAAUAAGGCUUGAUACCGAUGAUAAAAAGAAAAUAUCUAAUCCCCUUGAAAGUUGGAUUCGGGCAAUUUGCUUCAGGUCAGGGUUGUGUACCUUGCCCAAGGUCGGUUUCAAAACAUUGCUCGGCACAAUCCAGCUAUGGCGCAGACUACAGAACUUGUCAAACCUUGAUUGACUUGAGCAAAUGAUGUAAUCGGCUAAUCCGACCCUUAAUUCUCCCAAUACCAAUACAAAUAGAUUUUCCA